This is a messenger RNA of Auanema sp. JU1783, 1791 nucleotides long. The record is from the annotation of a GenBank genome assembly. Lineage: Eukaryota; Metazoa; Nematoda; Chromadorea; Rhabditida; Rhabditidae.
AUGACCAAUCCUAGACAUACUCUUAACGUUUUAGCGCUUCUGCUAUUACCAGCUCUCUGUUUAGUAGGAUUGAUCGGUAAUGCCCUAGUAUGCAUUGCAAUUAGCACAGAUCGCCGUCUGCAUAAUGUCACCAACUAUUUCCUCUUUUCGCUGGCAUUAGCAGAUCUCUUAGUCUGCUGUAUCGUGAUGCCAUUGAGCAUAGUAGUGGAGGUUCGACAUGGAGUUUGGACAUGGAAUGUCUCAUUAUGUCUCCUUUAUGUUUACGCUGACGUCUUUCUAUGCAGUGCUAGUAUUGUCCAUAUGUCCGUUAUUUCUUUGGACCGUUACCUAGGCAUCUCUCAGCCACUACGGACACGCAACAAAUCUAAAACUAUGAUUCUCACAAAAAUUGCUUUAGUUUGGUUCAUCACAUUACUAGUGUCAUCACCUAUAGCAGUACUAGCUGUUAUUGAUAACACUAAUAUUUUACGAGAGAAUACUUGCACAAUAUUCAGUCAAUACUACAUUAUUUACGGGUCUACUUUAACAUUCCUUAUCCCUUUUGGAAUCAUGGCUGUCACCUACGUACGAACAACAAAUCUACUGAACAAGCAAGCUUCCAUUUUGAGUCAACGUGCGAACGACAAGCUAAACGGCAACGGCCUUCGACGAACGAUUCCCCAUAGAAAACUUGGUUAUGUUCGAACAAACUCAACAUCAACAAAUGGCUUCACAAGUCACGGAACUCACAAAUCAAGCAGUAACAGUAAUGGCCCUAAGACAAGUAUCGCUAGUUUCUCCAAUAGCUAUCAGCAUAGCCUUACUGAUGCGGAUAUGACCAAACUAAUUACUUUGAAGAAGAGCAAAUCGCAAUUAUACAACGGACAUGCUGUUUUGACAAAAACAUCUACGAUAAACCGAUGGAAGUCAAGAACGUCAAAUUACUUAUCAAGCAUCGCAAGCCGAGUUAGCCGCCGAAGCUCUCUUCAGGCGGCUAGCCAAGAACUUGCGAACGAGCAUAAAGCUACGCGCGUGCUUGCAGUGGUAUUCAUCUGUUUCUUUAUUUGCUGGACGCCUUUCUUCAUUGCCAAUUUCAUUAUGGGAUUCUGUGGAGCUACUUGUGCUCCACCAUCUUGGCUAGGCUCACUAUUUUUAUGGCUCGGAUAUAUUUCUAGUACAAUUAACCCUAUAAUCUACACUGUAUUCAAUAAGCGAUUCCGACAAGCUUUUGUUCGGAUCCUUCGUUGCCAAUGCUUCCACCCAUUACGAGAUCAAAGCGCUUUGUAUUCGCGUAAUUUCACCACUGUUAUUCCAGACACCUACACAUGGUCCAACCACGAGAGAAUGAUCUCUGUCAAUGGAAAAGAAGAAACUAAUGCUACGGAAAAUUUGAAAAACGGAUGCGACUCAUCGUGGCAGAGACAAAACAGCAACGACAGUGAAGCGAGCAGAGAUAAAAAGGAUUCUAGUCAGCAACCUAGUCUUGAUGGAAGCGCAUUGCGAGAUUCACGCGCUACAACUGAGGAAACAAGUGAUGAAGACAUAAUAAGCGAACAGAAGCCCCUUAUUCCACCACGAGUUUACACAUCUGUUGUGAUACGUAAAUCAUUUACCACCCUCAUUUCUUCCAGCUCAAUAAGCAAUUCCGAUUUUCCCAAAUCAGCCUCUUGCAUAGAUUGUCAACGAUGUAGAUGUAUGAUUGACAGUACAGAUACAGAAACCACCAUGUCAUCAUCUAUUAACAGCUGCCCCCAACAUUUAACUCUUUUUUCAUCCGCUUUUGGAAAGCAAAUCAAAGAAACGUUUUUGUAA